AUGUCAAAAAUUUUGAUAAUUUUCCGUUUCUUGAUAAUAGUAACAAUAUUAUUAUGUAUAUGCUUUUGGUUCGAGAUUGCGCCCUUGCCUACUUGUAUUCCAAGUGGACCCGUUUCUUUAGAACGCACUCUUGGAUUCGGGCAUAUUUACGUCAUCAACCUUCCUUAUCGAACUGAUAGACGCAAGAAGAUGGAAGCUAUCGCGAAUGCACUCAAUUUGGACUUUGAAAUUUUUCCUGCUACUUCUAAAUUCGAUAAGAAAACCUUAGAUGCAUUCCCGGGAAGACUCGAUGCACAAUAUAAAGCUUGUUGGGUGAGCCAUUAUAAAAUCUUCCAAUCAAUGAUGGAAAAUUCAUAUGAUAGUGCAUUAAUUUUAGAGGACGAUGUGGACAUGGAAAUUGAUAUUUUAUCAAUCAUGUCUGGCAUUCAUCAUUCUCUACCCGUUGAUUGGGAAAUGCUAUUCCUCGGACAUUGUGGUGGGGAUUCAAAAGGCCCACUCUUAGGCAAAAGUCAAGGAGUCGAGUUAUAUAAAUCCGCAAGUCCAAUAUGUAUGCACGCUUAUGCUGUAUCAUCAACUGGCUUACCCAAGAUUCUACGGGAAUACAAUACUUCGAACAUGCCGAUCGAUUUUAGAUCUUAUGAUCUUAUUGAUAAAGAAGUUAUUACUUCGUACAGUCUUGAACCUUCGAUUGUCGUGCAAGUGAAAUCCUACGAUAACCCAUCAGAUAUCACACCUGAAUCAAAUGACACAGAAACCGAUGAUUUGCGGAAUUCAACGCUUAAAUUUAUUAAACUUAGGAGAUAA
This is a messenger RNA of Acaulospora morrowiae, 804 nucleotides long. NCBI's taxonomy places the organism in Eukaryota, Fungi, Glomeromycota, Glomeromycetes, Diversisporales, Acaulosporaceae. The record is from the annotation of a GenBank genome assembly.